UCCUCUCAAAAUCCAGACGCAGCGUCAGACUUUUAUGAACCCCAAAAUGGAAAGCCAAAAUGACAGUUCCAGUGUCGGAUCCAAAACCGGAUCCUCCACCAUCAGAGGCGAGGCACCUCCCGACCGCAAGAUUGCGUUAAUCACCGGCAUCACCGGUCAAGACGGUUCGUACUUGACUGAGUUCCUUCUCGGCAAAGGCUACGAAGUCCAUGGCUUGAUCCGCCGCUCUUCCAACUUCAAUACGCAGCGUAUAAACCACAUCUACAUCGACCCCCAUAACGCCCACAAGGCUCGGAUGAAGCUCCAUUAUGCUGACCUCUCCGACGCUUCCUCGCUUCGUCGUUGGAUCGACACGAUCCGACCCGACGAGGUCUACAACCUGGCUGCUCAAUCCCACGUCGCCGUCUCUUUUGAAAUCCCUGAUUACACCGCUGACGUGGUGGCUACUGGGGCCCUCCGUUUGUUGGAAGCCGUUCGAUCGCAUAUCGCCGACACGGGUCGGAGCCAUAUCAGGUAUUACCAAGCCGGAUCUUCGGAAAUGUUCGGAUCUACUCCUCCGCCACAAUCCGAAGAUUCCCCGUUUCACCCCAGAUCUCCAUACGCGGCUUCGAAAUGCGCUGCGCAUUGGUACACAGUCAAUUAUAGGGAAGCGUACGGGAUUUUCGCCUGUAAUGGAAUUCUGUUCAAUCACGAGUCGCCGAGGAGAGGAGAGAAUUUCGUGACCCGUAAAAUUACUCGGGCCGUUGGCAGGAUCAAGAUUGGGUUGCAAAGCAAGUUGUUUUUGGGGAAUCUGCAAGCUUCUAGGGAUUGGGGUUUUGCUGGGGAUUACGUGGAAGCUAUGUGGAUGAUGCUGCAACAAGAGAAGCCGAAUGAUUAUGUGGUGGCGACCGAGGAGUCGCACACGGUGGAGGAGUUUUUAGAAGCGGCGUUUGGGUAUGUUCAGCUGAACUGGAAAGACCAUGUGGUGAUUGAUAAGAGGUAUUUUAGGCCAGCCGAGGUGGAUAAUUUGAAAGGUGAUUCAAGUAAAGCAAGAAAGGUUCUUGGGUGGAAACCCAAAGUUGGAUUCGAGCAAUUGGUGAAGAUGAUGGUUGAUGAAGAUAUUGAGUUGGCUAAAAGGGAGAAAGUGUUGGUUGAUGCAGGUUACAUGGACGCCCAACAACAGCCUUAAGAGCAUUCCCAAAUUUCCUACCUGCAUUCAUACAGUUGAGUUUAUUUGAUGUUUAAUUUGUUUAUUUGAUUUUGCAAUUAAUUUGCCUUGGUACGAGGGCCUCAGUUAGCCUUCCUUUUAAGUUGCCCAUCCUCCACUUGCAAUGUAUGAACUACUUGAAUUAUACAAGAUGUAGUUAAUUGAAAUUUUUAAUCAGAUUCUACAAAAAUGUUUAA
This is a messenger RNA of Hibiscus syriacus, 1383 nucleotides long. RefSeq names its product GDP-mannose 4,6 dehydratase 1-like. Lineage: Eukaryota; Viridiplantae; Streptophyta; Magnoliopsida; Malvales; Malvaceae. Bases 35 to 1168 code for a protein of 377 amino acids. The transcript has a single exon. The record is from RefSeq and is a predicted model, not a curated record. Gene Ontology annotation, biological process: GDP-mannose metabolic process. Gene Ontology annotation, molecular function: GDP-mannose 4,6-dehydratase activity.